Messenger RNA from Morone saxatilis (striped sea-bass), 2994 nucleotides. It is a transcript of the gene slc1a9, whose product is annotated as solute carrier family 1 member 9. Gene Ontology annotation, cellular component: plasma membrane. Gene Ontology annotation, molecular function: L-glutamate transmembrane transporter activity; glutamate:sodium symporter activity; neutral L-amino acid transmembrane transporter activity. Gene Ontology annotation, biological process: L-glutamate transmembrane transport. Bases 1 to 2004 code for a protein of 667 amino acids. The record is from RefSeq and is a predicted model, not a curated record. The transcript has 11 exons. Lineage: Eukaryota; Metazoa; Chordata; Actinopteri; Moronidae.
AUGUCGAUUAAGAAGAUGUGUCGCAGGAUGACAAACCAGUCGACAGCCAACCAGUCCAACACAAACAAGGCGAAGAAUAAAGAAGAAAACCAACAAGAUGACAACACUGAAGUUGCGUAUAAAGAUGCGGGCCACUGCAGCCGUAACACCCACAGCCUGCUGCUGGGACUUACUGUUGGGGGUGUUGUUAUGGGAGUGUUGUUUGGGAUGCUGCUGCGGUACAUGAAGGUGACGGACAGCUCCGUCCUCACUAUGGUUUCCUUCCCUGGAGAAAUCCUCAUGAGGAUGCUGAAGAUGCUCAUCCUGCCUCUAAUCAUCUCCAGCCUUAUCACAGGGCUGGCUGGUCUAGACGCCCGCUCUAGUGGCAGGAUGGGUAGUAGAGCCAUGGUUUACUACAUGUCCACCACUGUAAUCGCUGCAAUCCUUGGGGUCAUCCUGGUGUUGGGAAUCCACCCGGGGAACCCCAAACUGAGGGGAGGCACUUCGAGCUCAGCCCCCAAGAACCAGGAGGUCAACAGUCUGGAUGCCUUCCUCGACCUGAUCAGAAACCUCUUUCCUGAGAACCUGGUGCAGUCCUGCUUCCAACAGGUUCAGACGGUGCUGAAAAAGGUGCCAGUUGCAGCACCAAACCAAACUGAGCCCAUCUUAGUGAACAGGAAGAAACUGGAAUACAAAUGGGGCAUGAACGUCCUCGGUUUGAUUGGCUUCUUCAUCACCUUUGGGAUCUGCAUGGGCAGGAUGGGCGAGCGAGGGAAGGUCAUGUGCGACUUCUUCAACGUCCUCAACGAGAUUAUAAUGACGAUGGUCUCCAUGAUCAUGUGGUACUCUCCUGUCGGCAUUGCCUCUCUGAUUGCGGGGAAGAUUGCGGCCAUCGGAGACCUGGAGGUGGUGGCCAGGCAACUGGGUAUGUACAUGGUGACCGUCAUCGUGGGCCUGGUGAUCCAUGGCGGCUUGAUCCUACCUGCUAUUUUCUUCGUCAUCACAAGAAAAAACCCCUUCACUUUCUACUCUGGAAUCUUCCAGGCUUGGAUCACAGCUCUGGGCACCGCUAGCAGUGCAGGGACGUUACCCGUCACCUUCCGCUGCCUGGAGGAAAAUCUGAAGAUUGAUAAGCGUGUGACUCGCUUCGUGCUGCCCAUUGGCGCCACUAUUAAUAUGGACGGCACUGCACUGUAUGAGGCAGUGGCAGCCAUCUUUAUCGCCCAGAUGAAUGAUAUCUCGCUGGAUGCCGGGCAGAUUAUGACCGUCAGCAUGACUGCCACCCUGGCCAGUGUUGGAGCUGCGAGUAUUCCCAGUGCUGGACUGGUUACCAUGCUGCUGAUCCUUACAGCUGUGGGCCUACCUACUCAGGACAUCAGUCUGCUCAUCGCUGUCGACUGGCUGCUUGACAGAAUGCGUACCUCCAUCAAUGUGGUGGGCGACUCAUUCGGUGCCGGGAUCGUGGACCACUUGUCGAAGGAUGAACUUGCCGAACUUGACGCGGCAGAUAUGCAAAUUCUCCCACCAGAGGAGGAGCUCGAUUUCAUCCCUCCACCCCCGAUCCUUACAGAGAUGGACCUGGUCGACCCUUUCAAACCGCCCGAGCUGCCACCUCGCUCCCCUCGCCCACCCAAACAAAACCACCACGGUCACGCUCUCUCCCAGUCCUCUGUCACUUACUCACCGUCCCGCUCUAUCCGAUCUCCAUCACCUCGCUCCAUCCGCUCUCCCUCUCCGCGCUCCGUCUGCUCCCAUUCCCCUCGACCUUUCCGUACUCAUUCACCACGCCUCCUCCGCAGGACGGAGCCGGGCUACUGCGCCCUGCCCAGCCAUGAUAACCAGAUUCCCACACUGCCUCACUCCUACCGAGAGAGAGACAGGGAACGGGAGAGGCUGAGGCGAGAGAGUGAAACAGAGGAGGACGAGGAGAGAGAGAGGGUUCUGGGUGAAGUAAGCGACGGCGAGGAGAGCGAUGACACUGCUUAUGAUCGGAGGCACGUCCUCCCACCACCCGACUUGCCGUGAUUGGAUUUUAGCACAGAAAAGCUUCCUUGUCGAUUAGUUUCCGUUGUACGACGGCUUUCCCCACUUUAAUGCACAGCUCCACAGGGUUCCAGUGGAGCUUCACAGUGGAUUUCUGGCUGGUUACAUUUCUACUUCUUAGAUGUAUUUUAAAUUCACUGCUCUUGAUUAACAGAACUGUUGAAUAAGUGAUUGAUACAUUUACUUAGAGCUUAAUAUGCAUAGAUAUUAAAAAUGUUGCGAUGGCAGGUCUGAGACUUUUGCUCUUUGGUUUCCUGCGAAAGAGAGCUUAAAGAGAGUUUUUUCCCUUGUUUACUCAUUACCUUUUUAUAACAUGUCUGUCUUGAUUUGUCAUAUCUUAACUAAAUUUAAAAUACCUCUGUAUGUCUGAACUUCCUUCAGUUUGUUUGAUAGGGGAGAAAAUCUCCUCUUGAUAAAGAAAAGUAGCUUGGUGUCAAGGCCACCUUUUUUACCAGCCUUUUAACGCACAACCAGGAGUUAUUAGUUGAUCCUUUACCUCAACUCUUUCUACUUAUAUUUUCCUAGCAGGAGGGGAAAAGUAUUAAACUUAAAGCAAUUGUUAGACAUUUAGAAAUAUGCUUAUUCGUCUUCUUGCAGAAAGUUAGAUGAGAAACUUGUGUGUUACAGUAAAGGUAACAGUUUGCCACGUUAUAGCCUGUUUGUUUAAUUGAUACAAAAACCAGCGUAAUGAGGACAAUUUGACGUUUAAUAGGAUGUGAUGUGCUGGGCUAUUUCUUGGUUACUUCAGUUUUUGUGUGAAUUAAACAAGCAAAAACCGGUUAACCGGUGAGUGCUGGUUGGCGGAUUUAGUUAUCUUUGGGCCAUGCCAGGCUAGCUGUUGCCCCUGUUUCAAGUCUUGACUCGAAAGAGAUAGUGUUCUUCUCAUUUGCCUCUUGGAAAGAAAGCCGAUAAGCGUAUUUCCCAAAAUGUCAAACCAUUCCUUUAAAAGACCUUAAAAACAGGUUCAUCUAA